GAAUGGCAAUUAUGGCAAUCACGCUUCCUACCUUGAUAUAUUUAUUGGCAGAUUCUUCACUUGACAAAUAUUCGCAACCAGAUGUGCCUUCACUUCACAAAAUCUCUAUAGCACACAUACUCUCACUUGCAGGACUGCAACCACAAAUUUUCAAAGAAACGGUGGCUGUCCUAUCCCCAGAACAAAAAACAAAGUUAGAAGCAGCAAUUAAAUUUAAU
Acaulospora morrowiae is the source of this 218-nucleotide messenger RNA. Lineage: Eukaryota; Fungi; Glomeromycota; Glomeromycetes; Diversisporales; Acaulosporaceae. The record is from the annotation of a GenBank genome assembly.